CUGACUUUAAGCUUCCAUCGGUUUGUUCCGCUCUUUGCAAACAUUUCAAUCCAAAGUAAGCAACAAAUAAUAGUAACCAGUAAUAACGGAAACACGUUCAGAGGAAGAUUUUACAUUCAAACUGAACUAUGUGGACCAAAUCUGCAGGACUACAGAGCUCAGUAUGGACCGCUCUAUGAGAAUGAACAAUGGACCGUAUUCACAGACAUGCUCAAGGCAUUAGAACGGCUCCAUUCAAUGGACAUGUUGCAUUUGGAUGUGAAACCGUCGAACAUCUACCUUUCAUUAGAUAACCGGUCGUGCAAACUGGGAGAUUUUGGGUUGGCGAUCAAUUUGGAGAAGGUAAGACAAUCAUAA
This is a messenger RNA of Cooperia oncophora, 357 nucleotides long. NCBI's taxonomy places the organism in Eukaryota, Metazoa, Nematoda, Chromadorea, Rhabditida, Trichostrongylidae. The record is from the annotation of a GenBank genome assembly.